AACGCGUGUGGCAAAGAGAGACAGUGCUGGAGAGGAGAUAAAGAGUUUGGAGCUUGAAUUGCUGCUGCUAUCUGUGUCAGAGGUCACAAAUUCUUGGUAUUGAAAAAAAUAGCAAUGGCCUCAGCAUCUCUUCUCAAGUCAUCGCCAGUUCUUGACAAGUCUGAGUUUGUCAAGGGCUCGCAGACCCUUCGCCAGCCCUCUGUCUCAGUUGUCCGCUGCCACCCUACUGCUCCAUCUUCUCAUACUAUCCGGGCAUCCUCAUAUGCUGAUGAACUAGUCAAGACAGCGAAAACUGUUGCAUCCCCUGGUCGUGGUAUAUUGGCCAUGGAUGAGUCAAACGCCACCUGUGGAAAACGUCUAGCUUCCAUUGGGCUUGAGAACACAGAGGCUAACCGCCAAGCUUACCGUACCCUUCUCGUGACCGCCCCUGGCCUUGGCCAAUACAUCUCUGGGGCUAUCCUUUUUGAGGAGACUCUCUACCAAUCCACAACCGAUGGCAAAAAGAUGGUUGAUGUCCUUGUUGGGCAGAACAUUGUUCCUGGUAUCAAAGUUGACAAGGGUUUGGUUCCGCUUGUUGGUUCAAAUAAUGAAUCCUGGUGCCAAGGUCUUGAUGGCCUUGCUUCCCGCUCUGCUGCUUAUUACCAACAGGGAGCUCGUUUUGCCAAAUGGCGUACUGUUGUGAGCAUUCCCAAUGGCCCAUCAGCAUUGGCUGUGAAGGAAGCCGCCUGGGGUUUGGCUCGCUAUGCUGCCAUUUCUCAAGACAAUGGAUUGGUCCCCAUUGUGGAGCCAGAAAUCCUGCUCGAUGGCGAACAUGGCAUUGACAGGACCUUUGAGGUGGCUCUAAAAGUUUGGGCUGAGGUCUUCUUUUACCUUGCUGAGAACAAUGUUCUGUUCGAGGGUAUACUUCUCAAGCCAAGCAUGGUUACUCCAGGAGCUGAAUGCAAGGAGAAGGCUACCCCUGAGCAAGUGGCUGCCUACACUCUCAGUUUCCUCAAGAGGAGAAUCCCGCCAGCUGUGCCUGGAAUCAUGUUCUUGUCUGGUGGGCAAUCUGAAGUUGAAGCUACCUUGAACUUGAACGCCAUGAAUCAAGCUCCCAACCCAUGGCAUGUCUCCUUCUCAUACGCCAGGGCACUUCAGAAUACCUGCUUGAAGACAUGGGGUGGACGCCCUGAGAACGUUAAGACAGCUCAAGAAACUUUGCUUAUCAGGGCCCAAGCCAACUCUCUUGCUCAGCUCGGAAAGUACACUGGUGAAGGCGAAUCAGAGGAAGCGAAAAAGGGAAUGUUCGUCAAGGGCUAUGUCUACUAAGCUAUAUGUGCUAAGUCAAUGGAAGCAAGGGAUGUCCGAUGUUGAUAAUGUCAAAGCCAAGAACUGAAACAAAAAUCCUUAAAAAUGCUGAUAGUAGUGGCACCUAUUUUUUGUUUACUACGUGUACUUUGAACCGCUUAAUCAAUAAUCUUCUUGCUAAUGAGAUUAGUUAGUAUGUAUCGAUGCAUCACAGAACAAAAUGUUUCACACAGGGAGCUCAAGACUAUUGGCAUUUCAGCUAAUUUAUUCCCA
Molecule: messenger RNA, 1560 nt
Organism: Coffea eugenioides
Lineage: Eukaryota; Viridiplantae; Streptophyta; Magnoliopsida; Gentianales; Rubiaceae
Product: fructose-bisphosphate aldolase 1, chloroplastic-like
Exons: 6
Coding region: 115-1308 (397 amino acids)
Biological process (GO): glycolytic process; fructose 1,6-bisphosphate metabolic process
Cellular component (GO): cytosol
Molecular function (GO): fructose-bisphosphate aldolase activity
Source: RefSeq, a predicted model, not a curated record